GAAUCUCUUGCAAUAGAAUUUCAAGCAGCAAAAUUAUGGAAACCCAAAUUGAAGAGUAUUCUGCCAAACUUCUUCAAGCUCAAACCCACAUAUGGAAUCACAGUUUGAGCUUCAUAAAUUCCAUGUCCCUUAAAUGUGCAAUCGAUUUGGGCAUACUAGAUACCAUACAUAAGUAUGCCCAACCCAUGCCACUCUCACAACUUGUUAAUUCAUUACAAAUUCACCCAUCCAAAACAAAUUGCAUCUACCGCUUGAUGCGAAUUUUGACCCAUUAUGGCUUCUUGUCUCAAAAAAAUAUUAUUGAGAAUGAGUCAGAAGUGGGUUACUUGAUUACAGAUUCAUCUGCUUUAUUGCUUAAGGAAAAUCCCUUGAGUGUGACACCCUUUUUGCAAGCCAUGCUUGAUCCAAUUAUGACAAAGCCAUGGUAUCAAUUACCAACAUGGUUCAAAAAUGAUGAUGUUACAUCAUUUAACACUACACAUGGAAUGACAUUUUGGGGUUAUGCUAAUAAUGACCCAAAACUUAACAAUCUUUUCAAUGAUGGGAUGGCAAGUGACGCUCGAUUGAUUGCUAGUGUGGUGAUUGAAAAAUGCAAAGGCGUGUUCAACAACUUGGCCUCACUGGUAGAUGUUGGUGGAGGCACAGGGACUAUGGCACAGACAUUUGCUAAAUCAUUCCCACAACUAGAGUGCACUGUAUUUGAUCUCCCUCAUGUUGUUGCUGGCUUGCAAGGGAGUCAGAACUUAAAUUAUGUUGGAGGGGACAUGUUUAAGUCAAUUCCUCCUGCUGAGGGCAUCUUAUUAAAGUGGAUAUUGCAUGACUGGAAUGAUGAGGAGUGUGUGAAAAUACUGAAAAAUUGCAAAGAGGCAAUCACAAGCGAAGGCGAAAAUCGAAAGGUGAUUAUCAUAGACAUCGUGAUGGGGAAUGAGAAGGGAGAUAGCAAUGAAUCAAUCGAAACACAGCUAUUAUUUGAUAUGCUUAUGAUGGCAUUGCUCACCGGAAAGGAGAGAAAUGAAAAAGAAUGGGCUAAACUGAUUUAUUCUGCUGGUUUCAGUGAUUACAAGAUAACUCCAGUGCUGGGUGUAAGAUCUCUUAUUGAGGUCUUUCCAUAACAAGGCUUCAUUCCAUAAAAUUAGCUAAAAGC
Abrus precatorius (Indian licorice) is the source of this 1144-nucleotide messenger RNA. RefSeq names its product probable O-methyltransferase 3. Gene Ontology annotation, molecular function: O-methyltransferase activity; S-adenosylmethionine-dependent methyltransferase activity; protein dimerization activity. NCBI's taxonomy places the organism in Eukaryota, Viridiplantae, Streptophyta, Magnoliopsida, Fabales, Fabaceae. The transcript is spliced from 2 exons. Gene Ontology annotation, biological process: methylation. The record is from RefSeq and is a predicted model, not a curated record. The coding region runs from base 36 to 1112 and encodes 358 amino acids.